Messenger RNA from Argentina anserina (silverweed cinquefoil), 1749 nucleotides. RefSeq names its product AT-rich interactive domain-containing protein 5. Gene Ontology annotation, molecular function: DNA binding. The record is from RefSeq and is a predicted model, not a curated record. Gene Ontology annotation, cellular component: nucleus. The transcript is spliced from 14 exons. Bases 246 to 1454 code for a protein of 402 amino acids. NCBI's taxonomy places the organism in Eukaryota, Viridiplantae, Streptophyta, Magnoliopsida, Rosales, Rosaceae. Gene Ontology annotation, biological process: regulation of transcription by RNA polymerase II.
AUUUUCUCCUUCUCCAUCAGACCCGUGCCUCACUCUACCUCUCUCUCCUCCGUCGCAGCAACUCCUGCAUCCUCCUCCCGCCGCUCUUCAUCACCGCCACCGCCAAAUCGUACUGCGAACAAAGCCCAGCCGUCUCUCUCUCUCUCUCUCUCUCUCUCUCUCUCUCUCUUUAUCCGCCGCAAACCCCAACAAAUCUGGGUUCCAUGGUCUCUUCCUAUAAAUAGUGUAGAAGCAGUAUAAUUCAGAUGGAGGGGAAGGAAAAACCUAGCAAAGAUCUGCAGAAUGGUUCUUGCGCCAAAGAGAAGCCUACUCGGCCACCGAAAACACAAGCCGGUGCCGACAGUAACCCCGCUGAGGAUCACAUGGCUGUCGAUGAGCUCAAGGUCGAUGGUGAUGCUAAAGAUAAUGAUGCUCAGGUUACUGAGGUGUGCGUGGGAAGAAAGAGCAAUGGCGGUAGUGCCAGGGUCGCUAACAAACUCAAAGCUCUUGAGAAACAGGUUUCGAAGAGUUGGUUGUCUGAUUCCGAGAGUGAAGAUUGGGAGGACGGGACACCAUUGCAGCAAGCAGCAUUCCUCAGGGAGCUCGAGACUUUCCAUAAGGAGAGGUCCUUGGAAUUUAAGCCCCCGAAGUUUUAUGGAGAACCACUGAAUUGCCUCAAGUUGUGGAGGGCUGUUAUUAAACUUGGUGGCUAUGAUGUGGUGACUACAUCAAAGUUAUGGCGGCAAGUGGGAGAGUCCUUUAAUCCCCCCAAGACAUGCACUACUGUAUCUUGGACGUUCCGCAUAUUUUAUGAGAAGGCACUUUUGGAAUAUGAAAAGCAUAAGUGGCAAACUGGGGAUAUUCAGGCAGCCAUGGGAUCACUCACUCAGAGUACAACUGCUGUGAAGGAGGCAAGUAGUCAUCAAGCACCUGGAUCAGGUAGGGCACGGAGAGAUGCUGCAGCGCGUGCAAUGCAGGGUUGGCAUGCACAGCGUCUUGUUGGAUAUGGUGAGAUUGCUGAGCCUAUUGUCAAGGACAAGAACUUAAGUACUACGCCAAAGCGUGAAAAGAAUCUUAAAAGCAUUGGUUCUUUAAAACACAAAACACCAACUAUUCUGGAUCAUGCUGAGAAAACUGCAAUCAUCGAGGCAGAUAAGCAGGUAGUCAUAAAUAUUGUCGAUCUUGGACCUCCAGCUGAUUGGGUGAAGAUCACUGUGCGAGAAACUAAAGAUUGCUUUGAGCUAUAUGCUUUGGUACCAGGUCUUUUGCGUGAGGAGGUGCGAGUACAAUCAGAUGCUGCUGGACGUCUGGUUAUAACUGGUCAACCAGAGCAUCUUGAUAACCCUUGGGGCAUAACUCCAUUCAAAAAGGUUGUGAGCUUACCUGGAAGGAUUGAUCCAAUACAAACAUCAGCUGUAGUUAGUCUACAUGGCCGGUUAUUUGUGCGCGUUCCUUUUGAACGGGGAUCAUUUUAAAAUGGGAUCAGGUUGGAAAAUUCCUCUCAUGGGUCUAUUGUUAGUUUUGAGGGAUAGGAAUGACAACAUUUCCUUUGGGAGAAAUUUAGGAUGUAACUCAUGUAAGUUAAAAUCAACCCAGCUAAUGUAAUAACUUGAUCAGAAAUCAAUUUAAGAUAAUGUACCAACUUUAAUGCAAGUUAUGGCUAUUCAGUCCAUGCUGUGGCUUCUGUGAUUAGAUUCAUUUCUUGCAUGAUGCGAAAGAAUUGAAAUGUCUUGUACUGUAUUCUUUGCAUCAGCAAAAAUAUGGCAGAUU